AUGGCUGCUGUUCCCGGUCCCGUCUAUGGCCUCGAGGUCCCGCCUGGAGAGGUGCUGAUCUCGGCCAACUUGGAGUUUCCUGCUUCUUUCCGCAUCACCAUGGCCGCUUUAGAUCCUACUCAGGAGCCUAAGCUCGAUGAUUCCAAGAACGCUCCCUCUGUCCCUCGUUCUACUCUGCGCCUGAUCAAGCGCGCUUUCCCCGGCCUCGACGAGGAUGAGGAUGAUGAGCUUCACGAGCAGUACAUGAGCGCCCUUCUCGGCAACUCUGACGACGAGGACGAGGAGGCCAAUGGUGGCCCCAGCGACCCUGCCAAGGCUAAGAAGCAGAAGCAGGUUGCUGCCAUCAAGAAGCUUCUCGAGGCCACCAACGGUGAGGACUCCGAGGACGAGGAGAUGGAGGAUGCCGAGAUCAACGGCGCCAAGUCCAAGAAGGGCAAGAAGAGCAACGCCAUCGCCAAGGGCAAGGGCAAGGCCAUUGAGGAGGAAGAGGAAGAUGACGAGGAAGAAGACGAGGACGACGACGACAGCGAGGGAGGUGACCUCGAGAACUUCGUUCUCUGCACCCUCGACACUGAGCGAAACUACCAGCAGCCUCUUGAUAUUACCGUCAACCAAGGCGAGAAGGUCUUCUUCGUCGUCUCCGGAACACACACCGUUUACUUGACCGGUAACUACAUUAUGGACGACGAGGAUGAGGAGGACCAGGAUGGCGAGGAUGACUAUGACCUGUCCCCCGAUGAGCUGGAAUAUGCCAUGGGUGAGGAGGACAGCGAGGAGGAGAGCGACGAUCUUGACGAUCUCGAGGAUCCUCGCAUCACCGAGCUCGACUCCGAUGAGGAGGAGGUCCCCAAGCUGGUCCCCACAGACAACAAGAAGGGCAAGAACAAGCGCUCCGCUGCUGAGGCCGAGGGUCUUGACGAGCUCAUCGCCAAGGCUACCGAUUCCAAGCUCUCCAAGAAGCAGCAGAAGAAGCUCAAGAACAACAAGGGCGAGGCUGUGGCCGCCGAGGAGAAGGAGGAGAAGAAGGAUGCAAAGAAGGUCCAAUUCGCCAAGAACCUGGAGCAGGGCCCUACCGGCUCCACCGCUGAGAAGGCCAAGCAGGCCGGCAAGGCUUCUCUUGGUGUCAAGUCUGUCCAGGGCGUCACCGUUGACGACCGCACCAUUGGCAAGGGCCGCACUGUCAAGAAUGGCGACACUGUUGGCGUCCGAUACAUUGGCAAGCUCCAGAAUGGACAGCAGUUCGAUGCCAACAAGAAGGGCAAGCCUUUUUCUUUCAAGAUCGGCAAGGGCCAGGUCAUCAAGGGCUGGGACGUCGGCAUUGUCGGCAUGGCCAUCGGUGGUGAACGCCGACUGACGAUUCCUGCUCACCUCGCCUACGGCUCCAAGAGCCUGCCCGGCAUUCCCGCCAACAGCCAGCUGACCUUCGACGUCAAGCUGCUCGAGAUCAAAUAA
Trichoderma aggressivum f. europaeum is the source of this 1452-nucleotide messenger RNA. RefSeq lists its product as uncharacterized. The transcript is spliced from 4 exons. Gene Ontology annotation, cellular component: nucleolus; chromatin. Bases 1 to 1452 code for a protein of 483 amino acids. The record is from RefSeq and is a predicted model, not a curated record. Gene Ontology annotation, molecular function: peptidyl-prolyl cis-trans isomerase activity. Lineage: Eukaryota; Fungi; Ascomycota; Sordariomycetes; Hypocreales; Hypocreaceae.